Pocillopora verrucosa is the source of this 1877-nucleotide messenger RNA. RefSeq names its product RYamide receptor. The record is from RefSeq and is a predicted model, not a curated record. NCBI's taxonomy places the organism in Eukaryota, Metazoa, Cnidaria, Anthozoa, Scleractinia, Pocilloporidae. Gene Ontology annotation, biological process: G protein-coupled receptor signaling pathway. Gene Ontology annotation, cellular component: plasma membrane. Gene Ontology annotation, molecular function: G protein-coupled receptor activity.
AGUUUCGGUUCCAUCCACAAAACUGUAGACCAAAUAAAUAGUCAAUAAAUAUCUUUGCAGUAAAUCUACUCUUUUCCACUCCCACGACAGCUAGCAAAACAAAUCUUGCACACAUCACGUUAAUAAAACGACAUUACCACUUUUACACUGAUGUAGAAUUAAGGUCUCAUUGUGUAUUUGUAAAUCCACUGAGCUCUGACAUUGUGGUCCAACCGGCCUUGCAAGUUAGACAUGCACAAUCAGUUACAUACAGCUUCCUUAAAAUAGAAUGCUGGCGGAAUUUUGAAAGAGAUUUGAGUACAAAGAGAAAUCAGCAAGCGGAUGUAGCAAUCACCUGGUAUUUUAAGACAUUGUUUGCGGUCUGUCAAAACUGAGACGGUGGAGUGAUUUCCGAAGGCGGAUUUGAAUUUGAAAAAUCGUAUUUCUUUUUUCAUUGUAUGCGAAGUGAGAGGGAAAUGUACAAGAAAAACAAAGCCAUAGACGUUACGGCUGGAAAUUAAAAAAAUCUCUCCAAUCUCAGUCCUGAAUAGUUUGUGUUUUGCUUGAGAGAAAUCAUUGGCUUAAUCGCUGGCACUGUCACCACAAGUAUCAAGUUGAAACACGACACCGAGCUCACCCAAAAAACUAUUGCCGAUACAUUCUACCAGAAGACUUUCCUGCGGUUACCGUCGUAAAAAAAGAUUAGAAAUCAUCUCCUAAUCAUGAACAAUUCCUCUCAACACAUUGCCGUGGGAACAGCGAGUUUCAUGACUACUUCUGACGUCACGGCAUGGUGUACUGCGUUUGCGGUCGAAUCUGUCAUUGUGGCAAUCGGAAACUUGUUCAUUAUCACAGUCUUUGCCAAGACCAUAGAGCUACGCAGACAACAUCGCCAUUACUUCCUAAUGAACUUAGCCGUUGCUGAUUUUUUCGUGGGAGGUCUUGCGGCGCCUCUGUUUGUUUACAUCUUAGGAGGAUUUUACAACUUAUGGCCGUUUUCCAAGUACAAAGAUACUUUGUACUCCAUUAGCAUAUUCCUGGACAUGUUCUCCGGGAUUUCUUCAAUCGCUUUCCUCUCCGCCAUCGCUGUGGAAAGACUUUACUCAACGUUAUACCCCACCAAGUAUAGAAAGACAAAACGUUUCGCAUACACAGUCAUCGCGUUCUUAUUAUGGGCUAUUUCCGCUGUGCUUCCAGGAAUUAGAAUUCAUCUCGGAGAAGAAUUUAACUCUCUAUACACCUGGAUGCCAAUUGUUUGUAUGCUGCUGGUUACCAUCGGCUCCUCGUACAUUGUUAUCUGGGUCAAAGUCCUGUUCUUCAGUUCCAAGCGCUUGAAUCAAAGCCGUGAAAGACGAUUAAAUGUAACUGUAACAAUCUUAACUCUGACAUCACUUUCAACAUGGUUGCCGUUCAUAGUCCUGAACAUAGUCAAUGAGUUUCACCCAGUGAGCAUAGAGAUAGAGGCUGUGUUUUCCACCAAGAUACUUCAUUACGGAAACUCUCUGGUUAACCCUUUCUUAUUUGCCUUAAAAAUGCCGCAGUUUAGAAAAGCGGCACAGAAAAUAUUUUGUAGUUUUCCGCGCCAGAAGCCAGCCUAUCUUCCAAGCGAGAAAAGAAGAUUGGAUCAUGAUUCUUUCAGCUCACACAGCGAGCGAACUUCACCGGAAGUGCAGACUACUCCAGUUUGAAAAUAAAAGUUGAACGAGCAGUGAAGUGAUGGAAAUUCGAAACACGACUCCACUGAGUGAUAUUUUGGAAAGUGUACCCAUUCCAGGAACCUUUAGCCUUUAAAAUCUCACCUAAGCAAAAAAGUGUGUCAUUAUAAUUAUAUAAUAAGCUAAGUUGUGCACGCAUUCUGAUUGGUUCUCACUUAUGAUCUAUUGAAGGACAGACGUAUA